This is a messenger RNA of Ricinus communis (castor bean), 2011 nucleotides long. RefSeq names its product mitochondrial-processing peptidase subunit alpha. Gene Ontology annotation, cellular component: mitochondrion. Gene Ontology annotation, molecular function: metal ion binding; metalloendopeptidase activity. Lineage: Eukaryota; Viridiplantae; Streptophyta; Magnoliopsida; Malpighiales; Euphorbiaceae. Bases 170 to 1684 code for a protein of 504 amino acids. The record is from RefSeq and is a predicted model, not a curated record. The transcript is spliced from 13 exons. Gene Ontology annotation, biological process: proteolysis.
CGUGCGUUCUGCUUCUUCAAAGUAACUAGCAAGCAGCCACCUUUCUCUCUUACAUAAUCAAACCUCAAAAAUUAACACCCUAGCCUUAAAAGGACCCCAAUAUCUUCUAGGGUUUCUCUUUAAUAGUUAAGAUUGUUAUUGUUAUUAUUUACUUAUUAAUAUCAUUAUUAUGUACAGAACAGCAGCUUCGCGUCUCCGAGCUCUCAAGAGCCAUGUUGGCAAUUUAGGGGCCACACGUUAUGCAACUUCAAGUGCAGUUACUGCUAGAACAUCCUCACCUGGGUUCUUUAGUUGGCUGACUGGUGAAAAAUCUAGUUCUCUUCCUCCUUUGAGUUCCCCACUCGCAGAUGUUUCUCUCCCUCCUCCAUUACCGGAUUAUGUCGAACCUAGUAAGGUUAAGUCAAAAACUCUUGAAAAUGGUGUCAGGAUCGUCUCAGAAGCAACUCCGAGUCCUGCAGCCUCCAUAGGUUUGUAUAUCGACUGCGGCUCUAUAUAUGAGACUCCCAUGUCAUGUGGGGCUACACAUUUGCUUGAACGGAUGGCAUUCAAGAGCACUAGGAAUAGGAGCCACUUGCGCAUUGUCAGGGAAGUGGAGGCAAUUGGAGGUAAUAUUGGAGCUUCAGCCUCUCGGGAGCAGAUGGCUUACACUUUUGAUGCUCUUAGGACUCAUAUUCCUGAAAUGGUAGAAUUGCUUGUUGAUUGUGUGAGAAAUCCCGUCUUCCUGGAUUGGGAAGUAGAUGAAGAGCUUAAAAAAUUGAAAGACGAACUUGGACAACUCUCUAACAACCCCCAGGGCUUACUGUUGGAGGCAAUUCAUUCAGCUGGUUAUAAUGGUGCACUGGCAAAUCCUCUCGUUGCUCCUGAAUCAGCACUGAAUAGAUUAGAUGGUACCAUUUUGGAGGAAUUUGUAUCUGAGCAUUAUACAGCUCCUCGAAUGGUUCUUGCAGCUUCUGGUGUUGAGUUUGAGGAGCUUAUAUCUGUUGCAGAGCCACUUCUUUCUGAUCUCCAAAGCGUGCAAUGCCCUGAAGAGCCACACUCUGUGUAUGUUGGUGGGGAUUAUCGCCGUCAAUCUGAUUCACCGAUGACACAUGUUGCUCUUGCUUUUGAAGUUCCUGGAGGCUGGCAUAAUGAGAAAGAAGCUAUAGUUUUGACUGUUCUUCAGAUGCUUAUGGGAGGCGGUGGCUCAUUCUCCGCAGGGGGUCCUGGCAAAGGGAUGCACUCACGAUUAUAUCUUCGAGUCUUGAAUGAGUAUCAUCAGCUUCAAGCUUUCUCUGCAUUCAACAGUAUUUUCAAUAAUACUGGAUUGUUUGGCAUAUAUGCUAGCACCAGCUCGGAUUUUGUGCCAAAAGCAGUUGAUGUAGCAGUGGGAGAAUUGCUUGCAAUUGCAGCACCCGGACAAGUUUCCAAGGCACAGCUUGAUCGUGCCAAAGAGUCCACAAAAUCUGCUGUUUUAAUGAAUCUAGAAUCUCGAAUGAUUGUGACAGAAGAUAUAGGGAGGCAGUAUUUGACCUACGGAGAAAGGAAGCCUGUCGAGCAUUUCUUAAAGGUCGUGGAAGAAAUCACACCAAAUGACAUUGCUAAGAUUGCACAAAAGAUUAUUUCGUCACCUUUAACAAUGGCAUCUUACGGGGAUGUUAUUAACGUCCCAAGCUACGAGUCUGUCAGCAGCAAGUUCCAUGCAUAAUUAUUGAUGAGAGUUCACUGGAGUUGAAGUUUCACCAUGCCAACAACACGGUUCCCCGUGUCUACAUUGGCAACAUCCAGCCAUUCUCUUUGGUCUUAUUUUGCUGAAAUAAAAACAAAUUAAGGAAGAGGUUUUGCAGUAUAUGGAAGGAAAUACACAUGCAAUAGCUUUAACUUUCAGAUUCUUUUGGAUUUAUCCAAUCAUUUGUUUCGAAUAUGCAUGGAUCACAAAUUUUCUUUGUCCAUGAUAAAGUCUGGAAUUUUGUUUGUUCAUGUUAAUGUACUAUCAAGGAAGAAUGAAAUCCAAGUGACAUGAACUUCAAGCUCA